Messenger RNA from Hermetia illucens (black soldier fly), 1513 nucleotides. RefSeq names its product ferrochelatase, mitochondrial (gene FeCH). Gene Ontology annotation, biological process: heme biosynthetic process. Gene Ontology annotation, molecular function: protoporphyrin ferrochelatase activity. NCBI's taxonomy places the organism in Eukaryota, Metazoa, Arthropoda, Insecta, Diptera, Stratiomyidae. The transcript is spliced from 6 exons. Bases 139 to 1311 code for a protein of 390 amino acids. The record is from RefSeq and is a predicted model, not a curated record.
UGUUAAUACACAGACUGUGGUGCAGUUGACAGCUUGUUGUGUGCCUUGUACGUAUUACCGGAAAACGGGUCAAAUUCUUAUUUUCGCUUACUUUUUCUUGAAUUAAAACGUGAAUUACAGGCGUAAUAUUACGUAAAAAUGAUAAAGACCACGUUGAAGUACACAGGACCAUCCCUAACCAAUUUUCUUAAACAUCACUUCUCGACAACAUCUUUGAACAAUGCAGCCCCCCAAACCGCCAUUCUUAUGCUCAAUAUGGGCGGACCACAAAAUAAAGAUCAAGUUGGAGACUAUCUACUUCGCAUUAUGACGGAUCGUGAUAUGAUUCAAUUACCAGUGCAGAGUAAAUUAGGUCCAUGGAUAGCACAACGUCGUACACCGGAAGUUCAGAAGAAGUACGAAGAAAUCGGUGGCGGUUCCCCAAUUCUGAAAUGGACGAACAUACAAGGCGAGCUAAUGUGUAAAGAACUGGACAAGAUAUCUCCUGAUACUGCACCACACAAACACUAUGUGGGAUUCCGUUACGUGAAUCCUCUUACGGAAGAUACACUUGCUCAAAUUGAAAAGGAUAAUCCAAAACGUGUUGUGAUAUUUUCUCAAUAUCCACAGUACUCAUGUGCGACAUCAGGAUCGAGCUUCAAUUCAAUUUACACGCACUAUAAGAACAGUAACUUCCCAUCACAAAUUAAAUGGAGUGUAAUUGAUCGUUGGUCAACUCACCCUCUGUUGGUGAAAGUAUUCGCUGAUCGCAUAAAGGACGAACUAAAACAAUUUCCAGGCGACAAACAAAAGGAAGUUGUCAUUCUAUUUUCCGCGCAUUCUCUACCACUUCGUGCCGUUAACCGUGGCGAUCCGUAUCCAUCGGAAGUUGGAGCGACCGUGGAGUUGGUGAUGCGAGAGCUGGAUAAUUGCAAUCCAUACUGUUUAGUUUGGCAGUCUAAAGUGGGACCACUGCCAUGGCUUGAACCUUCUACUGAUGAUGCUUUGAAAGGCUAUGUUAAACAGGGAAAGAAAAACUUCAUAUUAGUGCCUAUUGCAUUUGUUAAUGAACAUAUCGAGACUUUGCAUGAAUUAGACAUUGAGUACUGUCAUGAUCUAGCCAAGGAGAUUGGUGUAGAAAAAAUACGACGCGCCGCUGCUCCAAAUGAUCACCCAUUGUUCAUUCAAGCAUUGAGCGAUUUGGUAGCUACGCAUUUAAAGGGGAACAAAUCCUUAAACCCAAAAUUUUUGAGUAGGUGUCCAAAAUGUGUGAAUCCACGAUGCAUUGAAAGUAAACGAUGGUAUGGAGAGAGAAUGUGUGCUCAAUCGUAAGACAACCGUUGGUUUAGGAAACACAUUUGGCUUGCAGGUUAAGCAGCGAAAUUAUCACAUAUUCUACAUGGGUUGUUAUUGACACACUAAGUGUGUUAGUAAUAAGUGUUGUGUUUAUAAAUUUUGAGAAAUAUAUUUCAUAUUUUUUGUAUCAUUUCAUCCGUACAAUAAAGAAUAAAACGUGAUGUUUUUAUUUCACUGU